AACCCGGACCGAAAUACGUUCGAUCUUUUCUCUCUAUGAUCCAGCGGCCGCAACAACCGAAACUCCCAAAACCUAGAGAGAGGGGAGAGAGAGAGAGAGAGAGAGAGAUCGCCGGAGUGCGAAACGACGAUCUGGAGCCCUAAAUCUAUCUUCCCGAAUCGUUAUGCAUGUAGUUGAGAAAUGACCAUGAUGGCAGAUACAGUGGUAGCUAUUGUUCAAUCAGGCGGCGAGUUUGUUACCAAAGAUGAUGGAACUAUGUCAUACACUGGUGGAGAAGCUCAUGCAGUUAGUAUCAAGCGUGACAUUCUCCUUGAUGAUCUACAGUCAGAAAUUGCGAAAAACAUGUUUAGCAUUGAACUUAGCACAAUGUCCAUCAAAUACUUCCUUCCAUUCAAUAAACGAACCCUUAUUACAGUAGCCAAUGACAAAGAUCUGGAGCGCAUGAUGGAGUUCCACGUGAAUUCUCUAACAAUAGACAUUUAUGUCCUAAAUAAGAAUGAUAACCGAGUAAUUAGGAACGCUGCUGCUGACUCGGGUACAUCCACGGUAGAGACUGCUGCCGCUGCUGACCGGAGUCAACCUAGGAGGCCAACUGCUGCUAAAAAUAAAAGAGCAACUAGAGAUAUGACUUCUGUUGCGGAUUCAAGCACGCCUAAGGGUGCUACCAGUGCAGUUGCAGACAACACUAGAAACCGGAGGCAAAGAACUACUGAUAGAGUUACUAUCAGGAUCGUUCCAGAUGAUCCAGGUCCACCAGUUGUCUCUACCUCUACAAUUGACAUUAAUAGACAGGAGAGGUUAGAACCUGAUGCUUUGGACAACGUUGACAUGAAUAGUGAAAUCAUGAAUAUUAUAAAUGAUGCAGUGCCCCUCUCUGCAACCAAUGGUGAUUAUAUUGUACCCCAGGAAUCAAGUGGCCCAUGGGACAGUAUUACUAUGGAUGUCGGGCAAGAAUUUGAGAAUGUGAGGACAUUUCGUGAUGAAUUAUGUAAAUAUGCAUUUGCCAAGGGUUUCAAAUACAGAUUCGUUAAGAAUGAACAUACUCGUGUAACUGCCAAAUGCAUUUCUGAGAACUGUUCAUGGAGAAUUCACGCAUCUCGAUCAUCUCGUAAGCAGAUGUUUCUGAUCAAGAAAAUGAAUAAUGUUCAUACAUGUGGUGUGCUAACUGGUGAAGCUACUCAACCUGGUCAACCUCGAGCAAAAAAGCAAUGGUUAGCAAGUAUUAUCAGAGAAAAAGUACUUGAGAAUCCUGGGACUAGGCCUAAAGAUAUAGCAAGAGACCUUUACAAUGAGUAUGGAAUUAGUUUGAGCUACUGCCAAGUUUGGCAUGCAAAAGAGACCGCCCAGAAAGAGAUUCACAUGUUGCAGGAAGAGGCAUGUAAUCAGUUGCCAUGGUUAUGUGAACAGAUUAUGAGCACUAACCCGGGCAGUGUUAGCAUGAUAACUUCAACAUUGGAUGCAAAGAUUCGUCGCUGUUUUAUCUCUCUUUAUGCCUCUUUACAUGGUUUUGAGCACGGUUGUCGCCCCCUUCUUUUUGUUGAAAAAAUAUGUUUGAAAAUAAAUAAUCAGUGGAAGGUGUUAGUUGCAGCUACACUUGAUGGAAACGAUGAGAUUUUUCCUGUCGCCUUUGCUAUUGUGGAGGAUGAGACUCCCGAUAGUUGGCAUUGGUUUCUAGUACAGUUGAAAUAUGCGAUAACAACAUAUCAUAAAAUUACAAUUGUGUCCACCCGACGAAAGGGCUUGGACGAUUUGUUGCCUAAGAUCUUUGUGGAUAGUUAUCACAGCUUCUCUCUCUCUCAUCUGAUUCAAGACUUGAAGGCAGAACUAAAGAAAGGUCCAUGGUCUGACCAAGUGAAGGAGGCAAUAAUCGAUAGUUUUAAAGGUGCUGCCCAAGCUUAUGUGAUCGAAGAUUUCAAUGCAUACAUAGAGAGAAUUAGUAACAUCUCAAAGGACGUUGCUACAUGGAUCAUGUCAACAAAGCCUGAGCAUUGGGCAAAUGCCAUUUUUCCAGGUGUACGCUAUGAUCAUCUUUCAUCAGAACUCUUAGAGCCGUUAUGUAAAUGGAUAUCAAUGAAAGACGAAGGUUCUGCAGUACAAAUAAUGCACGCUUUGCUAUCAAAAACAAUAGAAAUCAUACAAUCUCGUCAACAAGCUUCGAGCACAAUCGAUAGCACCUUGACUCCAACUUUGGAGAAAAAGUUGCAGAAAGAGACGUCAAAGUCAAAAACACUCAAUGUAGUAUGUUCAACUGAGACUAUGUUUGAGGUCCGAAGCACUACAGUUAAUGUCGUCAACAUUGGUAGUUGGGAAUGUACAUGCAAAAAGUGGCAAAUUACAGGAUUGCCAUGCUCACACGCUGUUUCGGUCUUCAAUCGGGUAGAUAAAUCUGCUUAUGAUUAUUGCUCGAGAUAUUUCAGGAAGGAAAGCUAUCUCAUGACUUAUUCAGAGCCUGUUAAUAAAUUACCAGAUGCUAAUGAGAUGAAGUUCUUUGUUCCUGCAUCUUCGUAUCCUCCGCCUACUAAUAGACCACCGGGGAGGCCAAAGAGAAAGAGAAUUAAUCCUUAUAAGACGAGUAUUAGGCCUCUUAAAUGCAGUAGAUGCAAAGUUGUUGGGCAUAACAAAGCAACCUGUGAAGCUCUUCUAUAGAUUUCUGUGGCGUAUCAGUUUGUAUUCAUGUUCUAAUGUUAUUUUGCUUUUUGAACUCUUUUCGAUCGCCUGUUGUAUGUGGCCUUACUUUAGUUCUCAUGUUGUAUACCCCAUGCUCUUUAGAAGCAGAUGCCCCAUCUUUCUAACUUUGUGAUCUCUUUGUUUAUUGAUUUUACUGUGGCAGAACAAAUAUUCAGGUGCGUUCCCUUGUUUGAGUA
Molecule: messenger RNA, 2864 nt
Organism: Asparagus officinalis (garden asparagus)
Lineage: Eukaryota; Viridiplantae; Streptophyta; Magnoliopsida; Asparagales; Asparagaceae
Exons: 6
Coding region: 181-2646 (821 amino acids)
Molecular function (GO): zinc ion binding; protein binding
Source: RefSeq, a predicted model, not a curated record